CCAAACACCUAAUUUAUUAAUAUUUCAAUUUGAACGUAAUUUAUUUUCGAUAUUCUACAAUUUCUAUUCAAUUUUUAUCUACACUAUUUAGCCUCAAUUUGUUGUUUUGAAUCAAUUUCGAUAGUAACUCAAGGUCUAAUAAUAUUUAGUAACAUUUGGAAAGCUUGUAAUAUAAUAAAGAAUAUAUAGUAUAGUAUAAUCAUGUAUUCAUUAAAUCCUCAGAUAAUUAAGAAAAGCAAUACGCAUAGUGAGCGAAUCAAUAUAAAACAAAGUAAUAACCGCGUGUCUCGAACUCGAGACUCUGCGUGCUAGCCGAAACACUAUGCAUGUCUGCUGUUCACUCAUCAGAGUAUGAAAUUCAAAAAACUCAUAUUUAUGUUAUUACCCGCGUUUGGGAUUUGCUUAGAAUGUACUUUCUACCGAUCACAAACAUGAAGCUGGUUCGAGGUUCCUUCGUCCAAAGGACGCGUCGACUUCAGAUGCACAUGCUUCAGAGUGCCACCCGGUAUAAUUCCAUGCGUCUCACGGAGCUCACGAAAAUCAAGCGUAGUAUUACUAUAUAUACUUGACCAAUCAAAUACGUGGACUGGUUUGACGGCCCUCCACACAGGUGGCGCGUCGAUGCCGAAAUAAAACUUAUACUAUGAAAAUCGGCUCCUUGGCAAUCUCCCUCUCAUCUCGGAAACUACGAAGUGAAUAAGAGGAACAUACCGAAUAGAACCGCUCGAUUAGAAGUUCAAAUGUCGACUACCAAACAAAACGUUGCGUCCCUAACCUAUCGGUGAAAUGCGUACACUUGCAUAGGGUAGUAACGUAGAGAAAAGCAUCCGGGAAGGUGGCGAAACACUGUUAGGAUGGAGGAGAUGGAGCAAUUGCGGAAUGUCGAGGAUUUGUGCAGAUUAUGUCUCUCUGUUGAUCAGCCAAAGUCCUCUGUAUUUCGUGGGGAAGACUCUUCUGUUUCGCUUGCUACUAAAAUAGAGGCAUGCCUCUCGAUCGAGAUUUCUCAAGGCGACAAGCUCUCUACCACAAUAUGUACAGAGUGUGUGACGAAGGUCAACCAGUGGCAUGCUUACAAAGAAUCCUGUCUACGGUCCCAGGAUAAACUGCAGGAGUGGUUGGCGAGACAGACUUCUUCAGAACUAUUGGGAAAUGCUGUAAAAGAAGAGCCUGAGAAAUGGAACUAUGACCCUUGGGAAGAUAAUAGCUCGGUUCAAUUCAGUGAACUCAGUGAAACAGAUUCUAACUACUCACGAAUAUCUUGCACCAACGAUCAGGAACAUUCUGAGGAGAAAACGAGUGAAGAUGUCAAUGGAGGGUCAAAGUGUACCGAGUUGUUAAAAGAUAUGGUAAAUGCAGAAGUUUUGGGUAGCUCCUCCAAAGAACCAGUUCAUAAGGAACAGAUUCCGUUAAAAGCGAUUAAGAAAGAACCAUUAUCAAAUCAUGAAAAUGAUACCAAUGUCGAGGUGGCGCCAGUGCCAGGUGGAGAGUUGCUUCUCAAUCCUUUAGCCAUUAAUAAAAAUAAACCAGACAUGGUAAUGGAAGCCGAUUCAACCCAGAAAUCAACGACAGCGGCAGUCACUGUCAAAAGAAAAGUAAGACGCGGUCCGCAUACACAUUACAGAGGACACCGAGUGUUCAAACAGAAAUGUUCUUUCUGUCAGAUCCAUCUACAUUCAAAAUUCACGUACGCGAAACACAUGGCAAAAUUUCAUUCGGACGCAGAUAAUGUUCAAGAAAGUCAGAACGCAGAAGCGGUAGAAAAAAAAGUGAAGGCGUUACCAUCUCAAAAGACAAAAACUAUAACGGACGUAUCAGGAGAAGUUGAAGAGAUGAUCGAGGACGUGGAGGAGGAAAUAGACAUGAUGGAUCAGAACUCUUCCCUUUCGCAAGUUCAGCAAAGCAUAAUCAGCCAAUUGAAGACAUUUUCGUGUUACUCUUGUCAGCUUUCAUUUCCGGACCGUCGCAGUACAUUGUAUCAUAUUCGAGAACACAUGCCUGACCUACGACCUUACACUUGUGUGGCAUGCCUAACUGAAUUUCCCGAUAGGUCCACUUACCAGUCUCAUUGUGGUGCGUCUGUCGAGUGUGCCAUGAAGAUAGCUCUUGUCGUGCCCACAAUGGGCAUCGAGAAGCUUUUCACGUGUAACAUGUGCCUGCGGCCAUUGAACAAUCGCAAAGAACUGCUAAGUCAUUUGUCCAAACAUUCUGACAAGCAGUACGCAAAAUUAACGACGUCAAUGAGCGUUCCUCCAAAACUGAAACCCAUAUCCUUACUGACAACUGAGGAGACGAAUACCGUAUCCGCCGAUCAUAUCUACGCUACCAUGCCGCAUCCUUAUAAAAAUGGCGACCCUGCGUUCAAUCACGAGUGCAACUUCUGUGGGAUGAUAUAUCGAUACAAGCCAAACAUGCUGAAGCACCGUGAUAUAUGUAAAAGACUUCCGCCGGAUGCUCGUACUGUGUAUAAGUGCGUCCAUUGCGGCAUGACCUUCAGGGUGUUCAAGAAGUUUCACUCUCACACUAAAGUGAAGCACAAGAAGAGGGAAUUCGUUUGCUCAAAAUGCUAUGGGAAAUUUCGAUCGCCUCGUGAUUACCUGUCUCAUCAUGAGAGCCAUACGAAGGUCACGUCAAAGAAUGAGAGGUACGUGGAAACGGAGAACGGAGAAGACGUGAUCCUGGAUAACAAAGAGACCCGCGUGUCGAGGAUCAAUGAUAAAAAGUAUAAUUGUGGAAUGUGCGACAUGGAUUUUGGAAGCAGGUCUGAGCUAACGAAGCACAAGAAUGUGCAUCUGAAAGUGAAGAUCUACUCGUGCGUCAUCUGCAGGAGUAUGUUCAGUAGUGCAGGUGCUCUGGAGAUACAUAUGAAGGAGCAUGGGAUUGAGGAUCCCAGAGAGAGGAAAGCAAACAGUUCCUGCGUGGAGUACAGAACUCCUGGGAACGGUGAACACGGUGCAGGCCACAGUACAAAUUCCAGUGGCAUCAGGUUCAACUGUGACAGUUGCAUCAAGAGUUUCUCCAACCUGGCGAACCUGCGACGGCAUAUCAGGAACGCGCACACGCCGAACGAGGUCUUCAAGUGUCCUGAUUGUUUGAAGGUCUUCAGCGAUAAAACCAUUUACGAGCAGCAUGCCAAGGCUGAGCACAAGUCUUCAAGGCCGUCUUAUCAGUGCAUCAGGUGCACCAAGAUCUUCGCCCUGCAUGCGAACCUCGCGCUGCACGUCCUGAACGUUCACGAGAACAAACUGGGUACGAGGUUACAGUGCGACAUUUGUGGUAAGAAAUUUAUCGAGGAGACAUCCUUGCGGAUUCAUAAAGGCUGGCACGCAAGGGCCAAUUGUCGUUUGAACGCUGACAAGUUUCCAGAUGACGCUAAGAGGGUGAAGAUCGAAGCCAUCCCCGUGGACUCCUUGAAGCCGGCCAAAGCCAGAAAGUCCUUGCCAAGUGUGCCAACUACUAGGCAGGUGCAUCAAUUUCAGUGUUACGUUUGUCAUGAAAAUUUCAGGGAGAUUAAUCGCCUCAAGGUGCAUCUUCAGGAUGUUCACCACGCGGACAGCAAAGACGAGAAGAGUCACGUGAACAAGGAGCUGCAUUGUCAACUCUGCACCAGUGUGUUCCCGGACAACGACAGCUUGCAAAAGCACAUGAAGUGGCACAAGGAGAAUCCAAUUUCGAGUGCGCAGAAACGCAAGAAUUUUCAGUGUGACGUUUGCGGCAAGUAUUACACCCUGAAGAAGAGUCUGGCGCGACACAAGAAGCUUCACAAGGCGACGGCAGUGGUAUCCUUGAAGCUUCAGUCUCUAGCAAGGAAGCAAAUGGCUGCCAUGUACCAGUGCCCAGUAUGUCGCAAGGUCUUCGAUACCUACAUGGGUCUACAGAGGCAUAAGGUCUGUCACGGGUCCGAGUCGAGUACACAGAAAUCGUCCCAGUCAGCCCGUGCCAAGAGGACGUCGGUCAAUAUGGAGCACGAAGAUCUGAGGAAUCCAAAAAUCGAAUUGGACGAUUCACCGGAAAUCGAUUCACUCGACAACAGUGGCGCCAGGAAACCCGUCACGUGCAUACUCUGCAAAAAGGUCUUCCCCGGCAUGAGCACGCUCCUCAAGCACAAGCAGACCGCUCACAACAUCCGCUACAAUAGACAGUCGAAGCAACCUAAAGUCGAGUUCAUACCGAUCCUCCAGCGAAGCGGUCGCGUCGGCUGUAACCUUUGUCCCAAGGAAUUUCCAACGUUGCCAAGACUGAAGCAACACUUCACCCUGAUUCACAAGUCUGAGCACAGUGGUUGCACGGCUCACUGCUGCGACCCUUCAAACGCUACUGUGUCCAAAACGAAGAAGAAGGUGCAUGGCGGCCUCGUUGUCUUCUGUAAACUGUGCGAGAAGCAUUUUGAUAACAAACCUGACGUGGUGGAUCAUCUGAUUGGGAAGCACAGGUGCGGCGGCGACUUCGAUAAGCAGGAUAAAUUCUUUUCCCUGCUGAACUUGGACACUUACGUGGUGAACGGCGCAAACGGUACUAUCUGUCCUACUUGCAAUAUCAAAUAUCCAAAUUUGAGAUCCCUCAAAAUUCAUUAUUUCAAAUUUCAUGACUGCAUAUGAACACACGUGGGACUCAUCAACAGACGACUGAAUCUUGUUCUCGCGUGAACCCUUCACUCUUGUGUUCGCGCUUCAUUUACUUAUCCUAUAUUACAUUAUAUAUAUUUGCGCAUAGAAUAUCAGUUUAAAAAAAAAAGAGGCUCUCAUAGAUGUAAAUAUGAAAAGUAUAAGACGAGCCUGUCUAAUUGACCAAUGUUAUAUUUUCUUUUUUUUAUUUCUCUUUUCUUUUAUUUCUGCUUUUUACCUUAUUGCUACAAUUCUAAGACUAUUCACGGAUUAACACUGCAAAGUGUCUGGUACCGAGUACCUGCUAAUUACACUUUGAAUACUCGUAAAUUUGAGUAAUUGAGUUAGAUCAUAGUUUCUACUUUUAAGAUGAUACUAAAGCAUAUAACAGUAAGGUGUACCAUUCUAAGGGUAGUAAUAAAAAAAAAAGGUAAUAUUACACAACA
Molecule: messenger RNA, 5047 nt
Organism: Cephus cinctus (wheat stem sawfly)
Lineage: Eukaryota; Metazoa; Arthropoda; Insecta; Hymenoptera; Cephidae
Product: zinc finger protein 62 homolog
Exons: 4
Coding region: 855-4595 (1246 amino acids)
Biological process (GO): regulation of transcription by RNA polymerase II
Cellular component (GO): nucleus
Molecular function (GO): RNA polymerase II transcription regulatory region sequence-specific DNA binding; zinc ion binding; DNA-binding transcription factor activity, RNA polymerase II-specific
Source: RefSeq, a predicted model, not a curated record